This is a messenger RNA of Drosophila arizonae, 3654 nucleotides long. RefSeq names its product nucleolar protein 6 Mat89Ba (gene Mat89Ba). Gene Ontology annotation, biological process: rRNA processing; tRNA export from nucleus. NCBI's taxonomy places the organism in Eukaryota, Metazoa, Arthropoda, Insecta, Diptera, Drosophilidae. Gene Ontology annotation, cellular component: CURI complex; small-subunit processome; UTP-C complex. The record is from RefSeq and is a predicted model, not a curated record.
UUUUAAAGCCAAAACCAAAUAGCACGUGCAAUUGUUGUGGAUGCUCUUAAACUAUUUUAGUUGAAGAAACAAAAUGGGCCGAAUUAAAGGAAAUCAAUCAAAAAAGAAGACUUUAUUGACGAAUUCCAAAACCUACUGCGAUCAAGCUGCUACUGCUGUCACUAGCAGCGACGAUGGCUUCGACGAACCAAAGGAAAUAACGGCACCUAAACGUAAACUCCCUAGCGGCAAUAGCGAGGCGAAAAAAAAGAAAUUUAAGCACACAGAAGCAAACGUGAAGCCGCCAACUUUAGAAGAAAUAAAGGAGAUACGCGAUACCCGUAAUCUCUUUCACUCUAAUCUGUUCAAGCUGCAGGUUAAAGAGAUGCUGGAGGAGCUCCAACUCAAACCCAAAUACAGUACCUACAUUGAAAACUGGCUAGAGACGUUUACGACUGCGGUGCAUGAGUUCCAAGAUGGAUUGCUCGAUAACUGCCAACUGGAAGUGCCGCUACAUUUGCACAAGAAACUAUUUAAUUUUCAAUUUCUAACUCCAACUGCAGAGCCUAAGUUGAUUGGCGCUGCCGCCAUAGGUACAUUGCUGGGUCCAAAGCUUGUAGUCGAUGUGGCUUUGGAAAUGCCCGAAAAGUGCUUUCAGAAGGAGGAUUAUCGUAAUCUAAUCUACGAUCAAAAGCGCGCCCUAUACCUCGCGACGGUGGCCAGCAAAUUGAAGGAGCUACCGGCCUUCGCUGCGGAUCACUUCGCUUACAACUACCAUGCAAAUAAUCCACUGAAGCCAGUGCUCGAACUAACACCCACAGGCAAGAUAGGUAAACAUUUGUCGUUGCGCCUGUAUAUCACAGCGCCGAAGGCCAUCUUCAAGCUGAGCCGCUUCGUGCCUUGGAAUAACAAUGUUCGGCCAUCAUUCUUUGGGGACAAGUGGGAUGAGUCGGAAACGUUGCCCUCCACCCAGCACUACAAUGCCAAUGUGCUCUUCGAUUUAACGCUAGCUGAGAAUCAAAAGCUGAUGCUGAGCACAUUCUCAGGCCACCGAAACUUCCAGGAGGGUUUGCUGUUGCUUAAGGUGUGGCUACGCCAACGGCAGCUGGAUGUCGGAUUUAGCGGAUUCAGUGCUCACAUCCUAGCAGCCUACAUUGUGUACCUGAAGCAAAACCGUUUGCUGCAUCAGUCGAGUAGCAGCUAUCAGGUGGCUCGCACCGUAUGGAACCAGCUGGCCAACAGCGACUGGACGCAAGGCAUUACCCUAUGCCCGCAACAGCCGCACCAGCUGAGCACCUUGGCCGGCUACUACGAUGUGUGCUUCAUGGACGUCACUGGCUAUUACAACAUGUGCGCUAAUCUCCCGCUCUCUGUCUACAAAGCCGUUUGCGCCGAGGCUAAGUUGGCCGUUGAGCUGCUAAAUGAUGUGAGAGUUAAUAGCUUUUCACAAAUUUUCAUGCAGGCAUAUCCAUUGUACACUCGAAUGGAUAACAUACUCAAGAUUACGAAUCCCGCCACCGUGGACCAGCUACUUGAGUUGCAUGUUCAGCCGCAGGUCAAAUACGAUUACGCCGACUAUGCGCAUCCGCAGCUGCUUAAAUUGCUAACAGAGUUACUACAGAAGGGUUUGGGAAAACGUGUCCAUGCGAUUCUGCCAUUGGAAACAGCUUCCAAAUCCUGGACCGUGGAUACAAAAGCUCCGAUUAUUGGUCGCUCCUUGACGUUAGGCUUAAUACUCGAUCCUGAGCACGCAUUCGAAGUGUUGGACAAGGGACCAGCGACCAACGAGGAUGCCGAGGGUGCUGCGGAAUUUCGCAAAUUUUGGGGAGAGAAAUCUAAUUUGCGACGCUUCCAAGACGGCAGCAUAACGGAGGCAGUAGUCUGGGCUGCCGUCACUGAUGCCCCCAGCAAAAAGCGCUUGAUAGUGCGCCAGAUAGUGUUGCAUCUGCUGGAGCAGCAUCUGCAGUUGGAACAAAGCGACGUGCACUACAUUGCUGGCGAACUAGACAUUGUCUAUUCUCUGACGUCUUCAUUUAAAGUGGCCAAGCUGCAAACCAAGCUGAAAUUGGAGCAGGAAACCGACGCCGAGGCAGUGACACCGCUCGUCAUCCACUGCUACGACGCACUGGCCCGGCAGUUGCACACCCUCGGGGAUCUGCCGCUGGAUAUAGUCUCAAUAUCUGGUAUUUCGCCGGUCUUUCGCUAUUGUGAGCCGCAGCCUCUGUUGCCGCAAGCACGUCUCGUGGCAGACCGCAUGCAUGCAGGCCACGUGCUGCGUGUGAUUAUUCAGCUGGGUCCGAGUGGCAAGUGGCCCAAUGAGUUGGGCGCACUGCGCAGCCUGAAGACCGCCUUCCUAAUACAAAUUGGCAAGCAGCUAAAGGAGCAGCAACACCUUCACACACAGCUCUGCAAAGAGGGCUUGUUGGUGCUCAAACAAGGCUACUGCUUUCUCCUGGAGCUUGCGCACACCAAAGAGGUGGCGCUGCUGAAGCAGCAGCAAACGGAACGUGGCGUAACUGCAUACGUGGACAAUGCGGCCAGCCGCGAGAUCGAGCGACGUCACUAUAUACUGCCGCGAGUCAGUGGCGCGCUGCACGCGCUGCAUCAGUCACACAGCACAUUCGGACCCACGGUGCUCAUUGCCAAGCGCUGGCUGGCCACGCAAAUGAUCGACGACGGUCUGUGGCCAUCCAUAGCAACGGAGCUGCUGGUGGCACAUCUGUUCCAGCAGCGGCAAACGCCGCACACAACUGUCGCCCCACAGACUGGCUUCAUUCGCUUCCUGCAACUACUGGCGCACAGCGACUGGGCCAGCGAACUGUUCUUGCUCAACUUCAACAAUAGCUGGACAGAGCAACAGAUUACGGACUUGGAGCAUAGCUAUCGCAGCGAGCGCGACAGCUAUCCGGCUUUGUGCCUGGCCACGGCCUACGACCAGCAGCAUGCAGGUCGUCUGUGGACCACUGAUGACUGUCCCAGCAAGCCAGUUUUGGGGCGAGUCACACUCUUGGCACGACACGCACUUCAGCUAAUCGAGUCGAGCCUGCUGUCGCCCAGCCUUGGAUUUGUGCGGCCCGCCCAAUUAUUUAUAGCGUCAGGAGAGGGUUAUGAUUUGGUCGUCGAAUUGAAGCCAGAUCUGCUGCCCAAUACGCUCUGCUACGAUCUCGGCUCGCCAUUUUUACCAUUCAGUCAGCGCAAUUUCCGCUUGCCUCUGGCGGGCAUUGACCAGCUGGCCAAGAUUGUGCAGCAGCUGAGAUCCGCUUAUUCCGAAUACGCUGCCUUCUUUUAUAAUCCUCAUGGCGGCAAAGAGCUGGCCAUUGUGUGGCGACCUGCCUCUGAAUUUGCACCCAAACCGUUCAAGGUGAAUGAGCUGCAAGCGUGCACGCCCUGCUCUGCAGGGAAAGUCCAAGUGGUGAGGGAUACGUUGGUCGAGGAUUUCAAGUUGCUGCUGAAGGACUUUUAUCUGCGCAUCUGCACGCCAGAGCAAUUAAAGCGUGAGCAGCGCAGUCACAACAAGCCCAAGCGUUAUUUUGAUGACCAGGGUGAGCCGGAUGUCGACAAGCCGCAAAAGAAGAAGAAGAAAAAGGGGCCCGUAAUUAAGCCAACUGAUCUAAAGAAACGCUUGAAGAAGAGCAAAUCACUAAGUGCUUUAUGUUAAUAUGUAAAUACUAGAGU